This is a messenger RNA of Lytechinus variegatus (green sea urchin), 2133 nucleotides long. RefSeq names its product gastric triacylglycerol lipase-like. Gene Ontology annotation, biological process: lipid metabolic process. The transcript is spliced from 8 exons. Lineage: Eukaryota; Metazoa; Echinodermata; Echinoidea; Temnopleuroida; Toxopneustidae. The coding region runs from base 196 to 1689 and encodes 497 amino acids. The record is from RefSeq and is a predicted model, not a curated record.
CGAUCGUGUGAAAAUAAAGGGGAAGGCAGAAUUACAAUUGAAGCCCACGAAGACGAAAAGAAAAAUCCAUAUAUCAGCAUGACCAGGGAGUGAAGCUGUUAAUUGGAGUGAUUCGUGUAUGAUUGAUGGCACAAAGAACUUCUAGACUUGGACCCAACCACUGACCUCAUAACUCUGGUAAAGACUUUAAAAAGGAUGGCAUCUUCCUGUAAAUUACAAGCCAUCUGGCAUUGUGUCUUUGUUGGCCUGUUUGCACUGAUGAUUGCUCCUGAGUUUGUUUCCUCAAAGACACCACAUCAUUCAUCGUCCAGCACUGCAUCGUCAGCUAGGAGAGAGAGGACUCUCAGUGCUGCAGCAAAAGUUAUCGACUUGAUGAAAUCAAACAGACCACAAGAUGGUACCCGUGUGCAUCUCAGCAAAGCUGAAGUAGAUGAUAUACUACAGAGGAUAAGGUCAUCAGAUGUUUUGGACGACUUGCAAAAGCUUAGCAAGUCAUGGCGUCUGAAGUCUGGGAUACGAGCAACCCAAGUGCCAGAUUGGCCAUGGCCGGUAGACCCUGAUGUCUACUACAAUAUGAGUGGUUUGAUUUGGAGUAAAGGUUACCCAGUUGAAGAGUAUACCGUCCAAACUGAAGAUGGCUAUCUCCUAGGAUUGUUCCGCAUCCCCCAUGGUAGACAAAACAACUCCAAAAACACAGGUAACAAACCAGUUGUCUUCCUACAGCACGGCCUAUUGGCUGCUUCUACCAACUGGGUUGAGAAUUCAGCCAAUCAGAGCCUUGGUUUCAUCUUAGCUGAUGCGGGUUAUGAUGUAUGGAUGGGUAAUAUGAGGGGAAACACCUAUUCUAAACGGCAUGCGUGGUUGGAUCCAGAUCAGUUACAGUUCUGGGAGUUCAGCUGGGAUGAUAUGGCUCAAUAUGACAUCCCUGCCAUGCUGAACUUUGCCCUUAAGAGGUCGGGUCAAGCUUCUUUGGACUACGUGGGUCACUCACAGGGAACCUUAGUGGCUUUCACAGGAUUCACCCUUGACCUUGACCUAGCUAAGAAGGUCAAGCAUCUCUUUGCGCUGGGACCUGUUUACACCGUAGCGGACAUCGAGUUCAUCUUGAAGGAUAUUGUUACCUCUGAAGUUGUGAGACUAUUAGCCGAUGCACUGAGUUUAGCUGGUAUCGACGACUUCCUACCUAACAACUUCCUUACCAAUACGCUUGGAGCUCAGACAUUAUGUGCCUUGCCUGAAACGCAGUUUAUAUGUGAAAACAUCUUGAUGCUUCUCGGAGGAUUUAGUGAGCAUCACCUAAAUGCAUCCAGAGUCCAGGUUUACGUUUCUAAUGAACCAGCUGGAACGUCACUUCAAAACAUGGAGCAUUUCCUUCAGAUGGUGAUAUCUGGAAAGUGUCAAAUGUAUGACUUUGGAGUAAUAGGAAACUUAGUUGAAUAUAAUCAGACCACACCCCCAGAGUACCAUGUAGGGAACCUCACCGUGCCUGUCGCCCUCUUCUGGGGAGAGAAUGACUACCUCGCCGAUCCGCAGGAUGUGGAGAAGCUUAUACCUCAGAUACCUCAUCUCAUUUAUAACAAGAAAAUACCAAACUUUGAGCAUCUAGACUUCAUCUGGGCUGUGGAUGCUAAUAAAAUUGUGUAUGAUGAUAUACUAUCUAUUAUGAAUGGGAAAAUACCUCCUCAUUAGUCCAUUUAGUACAGAUAUCACAUCAAGGAUUAAUUAAACCUCUGCUUUUUUAGAUGAAGGGAAAUUUUAGAUGUCAUUUUCCCCUUUUUUGAAGGAGGAGAGGGAUGUGCCAAGGUUUUUGGCUACAUUUAAUUAGACUUUGUUUUCCCCCUUUUUUGAAGGGGAAGAAGGGAUGGCCGAGGGUUUCAGCUCCAUGUUGUUUUCCACCUUUUUUGAAGGGGAGAAGGGAUGGGACAUGGGUUUUGGCUACAUUUACUUAGACUUUGUUUUCCUCCUUUUUAAAGGCGGAGAAGGGAUGGGCCAAGUGUUUGGGCUACAUAUCAAUAAGUAUCUGGUGGGUAAUUCAUAUAGCUGUCUAUAAAGUUCAGCAUUACUUUACACACACACACCUUCGCCCUGUUUUACAAAGAGUUACGAUUGAUCCAAUCAACCUGAAGUACAUGG